AUGGCGGGUCAAAGCUCGAAAAAACCCAAUGCAGAUUUCAAUUUGAAGGCGAUCUCUCCAAGUAUCGGUGCCAGGACUGCCACAAGCCAUGUUGGUAUCACAAGUGCCACUGACCUCGUUGAAACUACUCUUUUCUUGUACGUGAGGAUUGUGAGGGCUGAGGACUUGCCAGGAAUUAGAGGUCCUAACACUUGUGAUCCUUACGUGGAGGUGAAAGUUGGAGGCCUAAAAAUGACCACCACGUGCUUCAGCAGGAACUCAAACCCAGAAUGGAAUCAAGUCUUUGCUUUAGAAAAAGCUCGUAUUCAAGAGCCAACUCUUGAAAUUUUGGUGAAGGAUAAGAUUCCAAAGUUUGGUGAGAUUCUGGGUCGGUUAUCUUUUGCUAUUUCUGAAAUUCCUACACGGGUUCCAACUGAUAGUUCACUAGCAUCUCAGUGGUAUUGGCUAGAAGAUCAAAAAGGAAUCAGUUUAGGAAAAUUAAUGCUCUCAAAUUGGAUAGGAACUCAGGCUGAUGAGGCUUUUCCUGAAGCGAGGCAUUUAGAAUCAGCAAUAGUUAACACAUACAACGUUCUUAAUACUCGUUCACAGAUAUAUCUCUCGCCUAGGAUUUGGUGUCUUAGAAUUAAUUUGAUCCAAGCCCAGGACCUGGUAGAUGAAGAUAGAGUUGGUGACUCCCAGAUUUUUGUUCAAGCUGCCUUGGGGAGUUUGACUUCCAGAAGCAAGUUAGUGAAUAACAAUAAAGGGAACCCAAAAUGGAAUGAGGAAAUGUUCUUUGCUGUGCUAGAACCAUUUGAUCAACAGUUGUUUUUAAGUGUAGAGCAGGGAACGAUGAACAACCAUAGAAGCAUAGGGAAGUGUAAAGUUCCUGUCAAGAAUGCUGAUAAGAGAUUAGAUGGUGCAACUCCAGCUGCUAAAUGGUAUAAUCUUGAGAGACCCAAUAUCACUGAGGUUGAAAAUAAUGCAAGAGCUAUUAGUAGGCUUAAUAUGAGACUCUCUUUGGAUGGUGGGUAUCAUAUAUUUGAUGAGGACCCAUGUUUCAGCAGUGAUCUGAAUCCAACAAUCCGGAGGUUGUGGAGAUCCAGCGUUGGAAUUUUUGAAUUGGGAAUCUUGAAUGCUUCUGGCUUGCCGGCGAUGAAGAUAGGAAGUCGUACUGAUGCUUAUUGUGUGGCUAAAUAUGGUCCCAAAUGGGUUCGGACAAGAACAGUUAUUGAUAAUCUUAAUCCAAAGUGGAAUGAACAGUACACUUGGGAUGUCUAUGACCCAUGCACAUCAAUCACAAUCGCUGUGUUUGAUAAUGGCUAUUUACAUGAAGUACAAGGAGAUCACAGAGGAAUAGAUGCAAGAAUAGGGAAGGUGAGAAUCAAUCUAUCAGAAAUGAUAACCAAUAGGAUUUACACAUAUUCUUUCCCACUUGCAGAACUGCAACCUUCAGGAUUGAAGAAGAUGGGUGAAAUUCAAUUAGCCUUCAGGUUUUGCUGUCCAGAUAUGGCCAAUCUCUUGAAAAUCUACCUAAUACCUAAGCUUCCUAGGCUGCAUUUUUCUAACCCCUUGUCUCGGACUCAGUUAAGUGGUUUGAGGAAACAAACCAUUAUGCUUCUCUCUUCAAGGAUGAGCAAGACAGAACCUGCAUGGAGAAGAGAGGUUGUGUCGUAUAUGCUAGAUUCUAAUGAAAGCCUGUGGAGCAUGCGCAGAGGAAGAGCUGAUUUUGAUAGGAUCAAAGCUGUUAUGAGUGGAUUCGUCGCCUUGCACGCUCAAUAUGAUAAGAUUUGCCAGUGGAAGAAUCCUACUUCAUCACUCAUAGUUUGCCUGAUUAUUUUUGUUCUGAUCCUUGAACCUCAAAUUUUGCUACCUGGUAUUUUGUUCUGCCUUAUGCUGGAUAUCAUCUUGCAGUAUCCAAAGAGGCCAGGUCUCCUAUCACAUGUGGAUUUGCAGUUGUCGCAUGUUAAUGCAGCAAGUGUGGAUGAAUUGGAAGAGGAGUUCGAUCCAGUUCCAUCCAAAUUUGAAGACAGAAUCAUAAGAUACAGAUACGAUCGGUUAAGAAUAAUCCUCGGGAGGCUUGCAGCAGAAAUGGGUAAAUUGGCGACUAGAAUAGAAAAAUUGCAAUCCUUUCUGACUUGGCAGGAUCCAACAGCUACAUUUCUGUUCAUGAUUUUGUGUCUGAUUGGGGGGAUAGUGACUUUGUUCAUUCCUUUCCAACUUGUUAUAAGCAUUUGUGUCCUUUAUUUGCUGAGGCAUCCAAGAUUCCGUUCACCGAUUCCUGCAUUAUUUGAGAACUGGGUAAGCAGGAUGCCUUCAAAGUUAGAUAGCAUGAUAUAA
Messenger RNA from Neltuma alba, 2316 nucleotides. Its product is annotated as FT-interacting protein 3-like. NCBI's taxonomy places the organism in Eukaryota, Viridiplantae, Streptophyta, Magnoliopsida, Fabales, Fabaceae. The record is from RefSeq and is a predicted model, not a curated record. The coding region runs from base 1 to 2316 and encodes 771 amino acids. The transcript has a single exon.